UAGCAUCGUUUUUAACAUAAACUUCACUUCUUUGAAACAUUUUUUGCGUCGUUGCAAAAACCAGUCUGUCGCUUCUCAACCGCGAAAAUAUCCAACGUAACGAGAUCUGCUGAUCUUGUAUUAAAAUAAAAGCUUGAGUUAUAUUGUUUAAUUUGAAGAAUUGUAAAGAAUGUCAAGCUCCAUAGUAGAACAAAGUUUACCAGAGCAUAUUCAAAAUCUUGAAAUUAAUGAUUUUAAAGAUGAAAUUGCAAUUAGAAAUGAAAAUGAAGUACAACAAUCAUUGACACAAGAUGAAGAAAAUAAUGAAAAUUACAGAAUUGAAAGAAAUGAUACAAGUGAUGAAGAUAGUUCUUUGAAAAAUAAGAAAAUACAAAGCUCUGGCGAUGAGUAUAAAAGUGAAGACGAAGACUCAGAGCCUGAUCGACUUCGGAAGCAUUUUGAUGAUGAAAAUACAGAACAUGCAAAAGAGAAAGAUGACUAUAUUUCAGUUGGCUCUAAUGAAGAUAUAUCUGAUGAAGAUGUAUCUGCAGAUAGUAGCAAUGAGGAUGAAGCAGAAGUAAAUGAAGCAUCAGAACAGGCAGCAGAUGACAUACCAGAGGAUGAAAAUGGAAAAGCAAGUUUUGUACCAAGACGCACAGGAUUUUGGGAUCACGAUGAUAGAUUUGCUGAUAUAAACAUAGAAGCCUCAAGGGAGCCAAGAUUUAAUCAAAAAAAGUUAUGGGACAAAAGUGAGGUUGAUCGAUGGCAACAUGAUAAAUUUGUAGAAUCUGAACAACGUCCUAAAGAGAAAUGGGAAAUUGAGCAAAAUGCUUAUGAUCCUGACGAAAGAAGAAAACAAAAUGGACCCAGAAAGAAAAGGCAGCUUAAGGAUUAUUUCAUCAACAACAAUCAAAACAAAAAUAAAGAUAGGGAUAAAAAUUAUAAAGAAAAUAAUGGAUAUACAGAAAAAAAUAAUAAAAAUUACAAUCAGUCAAAUAACAGAAGGCAACCAGACAAGGUAGAUGAAUGGAUAAACUCAAAUGAGCAUAGAGUUAGUCGUCCUUAUAAUAAUAAAAGCAGACAUAAAGAUCAGAGUUCAGAGUUUGAGAUUAAAGUAAAUCCAAACAGAACUCGACCACCUAAUACUCGUCGACCAUAUAACAAAAAGUUGAAGGAUGAAAAUAAAGAUUUAGCGCAUACAAGUAAUAGACAAGAAGAUUCUGAUAAAGUAGAUAAAAAAAAUUUUGUAAGAAAUGAAAACGUUGGCACAGUAAAAACCAACAACAACAUUAAAAAACAAGAUGGUAAAGAGUAUGAUCAUAGCAGUACUGAUGAAAACUUCCAGGCUUCUGAAAAAUCAAAAGAUUUUAUUAAUGGUAGUCGUCGCAGACGUAUUGAAGAACUACCACCUCGUCUGCAAGAAAAAGCUCGAGAAAAAGCAGAUCAAGAGCGUGACAAAAAGGUUAAGCAAAGUCAAAGUGAAGAAGAUGAAACUGAACAAAGCAAAGAAAACGUUACUGUCCCUUUGGAAGAUGUUAAUAGUCCUGAUGAUGGAGUGCCUCGAGAUAAACCAAAAAGAUACAGCUCUCAAAGGCAAAAAACUGGAACAUCAAUGAUGGAUAUACCAGCACAGAUCAAUGAAAUAAUGGAUCCUGCAACUCAUUAUCAACAUUUAGCCUACAUGCAGCAAGCUAUGUAUGCUUCCCAAUUGGGUGCUAUUCAUCAAAAUCAAGUCCAAAAUACAAAUAUACAAAUGCUAGAACAGCAAAUAAUCCAAAUGCAAGCACAACUUCAUCAACAACAGCAUCUCCAACAACUUCAGCAAAGACCUUCUACUAACGUUAGUGGAUCGCCGCUCAAUAUGUCUGUACCAAUUUCAAACGUGAUUUCUCCAAUGGUAGCUGGUACUAAUCACAGUGGGCUUUAUACUGGUGAUGGUUUGUAUGCAAUGAACCCCGUCUUAUUAUCUGGAGGCGAAGACAUUAUGGUGAACCCACAAAUAAAUCAAAUGUUGUUUUCACAAUAUAUGGCGAUGCAACAACAGCAUGCUGCGGCUGGAGGAUUAUUUGUUCCACCUACCUCAUCACCUCUGAUCAGUGAAACUGAAUCUCAUCGCACUUAUUAUAAACAGUAGUUUAAUGAUACGUCCGUGAGCAUAACCAUGCGUCCAUAAAAAUGUUUGCAAAUUUAUUGAUUGUCGUUUCGAAUCGAUUAUACGUUGAUUUAAUUACUAGGAUAUUUACGAUCUGCAGAUAGUCAAGAGUUUGUAAAAUUAUUACAUUAGAAUAUAAAAAAAAGAUUAUCUUUGGGCAUAAAAGUUAUCCAAUGAACUGAAAAUUGCAACUGAAAAUUUGUAAGUUAACUAGAUUAUUUAACGGAAUAGACAGUUUGUCAGUUGUCUAUAGUGUUUCACUGUAGUAUUUCACAGAAUAGAAAGUUUGUUAGUUUCAGGUAAUAUAUUGCUAUAUAUU
Molecule: messenger RNA, 2450 nt
Organism: Hydra vulgaris (swiftwater hydra)
Lineage: Eukaryota; Metazoa; Cnidaria; Hydrozoa; Anthoathecata; Hydridae
Product: probable serine/threonine-protein kinase DDB_G0280133
Biological process (GO): mRNA processing
Cellular component (GO): exon-exon junction complex
Molecular function (GO): mRNA binding
Source: RefSeq, a predicted model, not a curated record